Molecule: messenger RNA, 1614 nt
Organism: Cherax quadricarinatus
Lineage: Eukaryota; Metazoa; Arthropoda; Malacostraca; Decapoda; Parastacidae
Source: RefSeq, a predicted model, not a curated record
AUGGGCCUAAAAGCUAGUUAUUCACACCAUAGGCAUAAAGGCUUGCUGUUUAGUAGCAGGAGGCAAAAGCAGGAAGAAAAAGAUGAAAAUGAUGAAAAUGGAGAAAAUGAUGAAUAUGAAGAAAAUGAUGAAGGAAAUGAAAAUUAUGAUGAAGGCAAUGAAGGCAAAGAUGGUGAAAAAGACGAAGAACAGAGUAACAAUAGACAACAGGCUCAGAACAAUAGAGACAACAGGAUCAGAACAAUAGAGACAACAGGCUCAGAACAAUGCAGACAACAGGCUCAGAACAACAGAGACAGGCUCAGAACAACAGAGACAGGGUCAGAACAACAGACAGGCUCAGAACAACAGAGACAACAGGCUCAGAACAAUAGAGACGACAGGCUCAGAACAGCAGACAACAAGCUCAGAACAACAGAGACAGGCUCAGAACAACAGAGACAACAGGCUCAGAACAAUAGAGACAACAGGCUCAGAACAACAGAGACAACAGGCUCAGAACAACAGAGACAACAGGCUCAGAACAACAGAGACAGCAACGGUGGAGGAGGUAGCAACGGUGGCGGAGGCAGCAACGGUGGAGGAGGCAGCAACGGUGGAGGAGGUAGCAACGGUGGAGGAGGUAGCAACGGUGGAGGAGGCAGCAACGGUGAUGGAAGCAGCAACGGUGGAGGAGGUAGCAACGGUGGCGGAGGCAGCAACGGUGGAGGAAGUAGCAACGGUGAUGGAAGCAGCAACGGUGGAGGAGGUAGCAACGGUGGCGGAGGCAGCAACGGUGGAGGAGGUAGCAACGGUGGAGGAGGUAGCAACGGUGAUGGAAGCAGCAACGGUGGAGGAGGUAGCAACGGUGGCGGAGGUAGCAACGGUGGAGGAGGUAGCAACGGUGAUGGAAGCAGCAACGGUGGAGGAGGUAGCAACGGUGGAGGAGGUAGCAACGGUGGAGGAGGUAGCAACGGUGAUAGAAGCAGCAACGGUGGAGGAGGCAGCAACGGUAGAGGAGGUAGCAACGGUGGAGGAGGUAGCAACGGUGGAGGUAGCAACGGAGGUAGCAACGGUGGCGGAGGUAGCAACGGUGGAGGUAGCAACGGUGAUGGAAGCAGCAACGGUGAAGGAGGUAGCAACGGUGGCGGAGGUAGCAACGGUGGAGGAGGAGGUAGCAACGGUGGAGGAGGUAGCAACGGUGGAGGAGGUAGCAACGGCGGAGGUAGCAACGGUGGAGGAGGUAGCAACGGUGAUGGAAGCAGCAACGGUGGAGGAGGUAGCAACGGGGGAGGAGGUAGCAACGGUGGAGGAGGUAGCAACGGUGGAGGAGGUAGCAACGGUGGAGGAGGUAGCAACGGUGAUGGAAGCAGCAACGGUGGAGGAGGUAGCAACGGAGGUAGCAACGGUGGAGGAGGUAGCAACGGUGGAGGAGGUAGCAACGGUGGAGGAGGUAGCAAUGGUGGAGGAGGUAGCAACGGUGGAGGAGGUAGCAACGGUGGAGGAGAUAGCAACGGUGGAGGAGGUAGCAACGGUGAUGGAAGCAGCAACGGUGGAGGUAGCAACGGUGGAGGAGGUAGCAACGGUGGAGGAGGCAGCAACGGUGAUGGAAGCAGCAACGGUGGAGGAUGGUAG